This is a messenger RNA of Caenorhabditis angaria, 2545 nucleotides long. The record is from the annotation of a GenBank genome assembly. NCBI's taxonomy places the organism in Eukaryota, Metazoa, Nematoda, Chromadorea, Rhabditida, Rhabditidae.
AUGCCUAAACAUACCUAUUAUUUUUUCACAUUUUGGACUUUUUGGUUGAUUUUCACAGUUUAUCUUGCGCAGAAUCCGUUUUAUUCGGGAAACCAAGUUCCAUGGGAUAAUUGCGAUCAGACAAAACAAUGGGAACCACCAACAAGAAGUUAUAUCAAUAAAGAGCAAUAUUUGAGUGAGAAGGCAAAGUGAGUUGAGAACCUUAAGAACCCUAAACUAUUAAGGAUAAGUUUUCAGAGUCAGACAGUGGCGAGCUAGAAAUCAAUUUUUUCGGGACAAUAAUUUUACAAGAAUUGAUUAUGGAACUACGGAAUUGGUUUAUUGCAAAAAUACUGUGAGUUAAAAGCGUUUUGUAUCUGUGAUAGUUUUUUAAAUUCAAAUUUGUAUCUUAACGUUGCCUAGCUUCGUAAAAAUAGGUUUACUACCAAAGAAAAUGUUACGUUGUCCAAGUUUUUAAAACUUGUACUUCGCUGGGUGGCAAGGAUUUAAGUGGAUAAAAACCACUCUGUACAAACAAGAGUUUGACAUGCAACAGAUUUAUUGAGCGCAAAUCAUUUUAUAAGAAGAUGGGGACGGUUUAAGACCGUCAAGAGACGAAACAAACUACAAAAAUCUACAAAAGCAAAGGAAAACCAAACUCUCGAAAAAAAAACCAAAAAAAUCUCUUCGAAAACUUGAAAAAGAAAGUAAAAACCGAAGAGGCGCACCACAAACGCGUCAGUGCUUUGACGUUAGCGCGUUCUGUGUGCACUCGCGGCUAUUUGAAAAAGGUUUUUAUUCACACGACUGUGACUCAAAAACACGGAACUUUGGUUUUCAAAAAUUUCAACAUAUUUCCAGGAAAAAGAACAAAUAUCUUGCGAUUUCUCCACCAAAACUGCCAUUAUCAACCCAAUCCAAACAUCUUCCAUAAAAUCUAUUCUCCGAACUGUGGAACUCGAUCCAUAUGUUGCAUCAGCCCUCAGAUUUGUGAUUCUAGAAACUUUGAGCUUUAGAAUGGUACAGAAAACCUUGUGGAAAAAAUUCAGAAGUAAAAUUUCAGACUUUUUCAAUCAUUCGCACUUCCGAUGUUUUGAUAAAUCGUCCAGUUCUUCCAAGAGUUAUCCAAUUUUUAUUCUCGAUUUCUACUUAUGUUGUUUGCCUGCAAGGAAUUUCGCUGUUUGCUGUAACAGUUCUACACAGCGCAUUUGAUAAGCCCAGUAAGAUAAGAUAGAGAUUUCAGAGUGUGGAAACAUGGGCUUGAAAACAUUUUUUGACGCAAAUAUUGACUCAAAAAUGUAUGUAAUGUUCAGCCCCGUGAAUCCCUGCUAUAAAUUUUUUCCAUAAUUAUUCAGUGAUUUCGAAAUAGUUUUUUUGACUCUCAAACCCCUCAAAUUUUCAGUCAAAGUUGCUCAUCCCUAUUGCUAUCUAUUUUUGGGAAUCUUCACCUUCCUUGAAAUGCUCAUCGAUCUUCUUCACGAUUCAGUCGACAUUCGAACGCAUCCUAUGAAAUCUCCAAAAUUCUACUUAAAAUCCCUAUUUUUUGUGUUCUUCUGCCUGGCUUUUCCAAGAGUUGUGAUGAAUUGGAUCGAAUUUUUUGAACAUAAAAAUUGUCAUGCUUAUGUUUCACUUUUCGACGGAAUUUUGGAAUAUUUAUGUGCCUUUUCGAUUAUUAUUUUUACGCUGUCAAAUACGUUGAUGAAUGUUCAGGUGAUUUUUUUUAUGUUAAAGUAACUUCUAAAACCACGUUAAAUUUAAAAAAAAAACUAACAAGGGAACCUUUUUUACUCAACACUUCAAAUCUUGAUGAAAUUUGGUCCAUGGACAGCUUUUGGGACCAUAAGAACACCCUAAAAAUUUCAGUCUCCCAAUGGACCUCUGAGCCAAGUUCUGGGCUCUCAAAAGUACAAAAAAGGCCUAAAAAUGGUCAUAAAAGUCAUCAUAGCUCCAUUUCAAAAAUUUUUUUGGGACAAAUGAAGUUUCAGAUAUUGAUCAGCAUAGUCGAUUACCUAAAAGUACAUCAAUAAAAAACUUUAUUUCGAAAAAUUUUGAAGUUUUUUAUUUUUGAGCUGAAAAUUCAUGAAAAUUCAUAUGUGCCCCCCUGCUCAUUCUUUUUUUCAAAAUCAAAAAUUUUUCUGAAAAUUCGAUUUAUUGAUGUUUUUUGGGUAAAUCGACCACGCUGAUCAUCAUCUGCUACUCAGUUUUUGAUAAAAAUUAUCGAAAAUUGAGUUAUGACGUGUUUCAUGAGCCAAUUUUGGCAAUUUUUGAACUUUUGAGAGCCCAGAACUUGGCUCAGAGGUCCAUUGGGAGACUAAAAUUUUUAGGGUGUUCUUAUGGUCCCAAAAGCUGUCCAUGGACCAAAUUUCAUCAUGAUUUGAAGUGUUGAGUAAAAAAGGUUUCCUUGUAAAUAAUUAAUAAAUUUAAUUCUAAAUUCUUCCAGAUGUACAUCACACCCUCAAUUCAAGACAUCGAUUACAGUUCGCCAUAUCCGAAAGAAGUUUAUUAUCCAGCUUUCAAAGAGGAAAAAUCUCCAAUUUAUGAAAGCUUAAAUAAUUUGAAUAAAUAA